AUGGAAUCGUUCGGUGUGGCGGUGAACGGUGUUUCUCACGCCGAAGCGGCAGAGAUUUCAAAACCAGAUGACCCAUUUGCAGGACCACUGAAAACAAUUGCGCCUUGGAACUAUAAAAUAUUGGCCGCCUUAAUGUUUAUUGUCACAUCGCUGUCUUUAGCAGAAAACUUCACCGUGAUGCUUGUAACUUUCAGAUUUAAGCAGCUGAGACAGCCUUUGAAUUACAUCAUCGUAAAUUUAUCUUUGGCUGACUUUCUCGUAUCCCUUACCGGUGGCGUAAUAAGUUUUCUUACUAAUUACAAAGGGUAUUUCUUCUUGGGGACUUGGGCUUGCGUUUUGGAGGGCUUUGCUGUUACCUUUUUCGGGAUUGUGGCAUUGUGGUCCUUGGCUGUUCUCGCAUUUGAACGCUUCUUUGUAAUCUGUCGACCUCUGGGCAACAUUCGACUUCGCGGAAAACAUGCAGUAUUGGGACUGGUGUUUGUCUGGACUUUCUCCUUCAUCUGGACCAUUCCACCAGUGCUAGGAUGGAACAGCUACACUGUCAGCAAGAUCGGCACCACCUGCGAACCCAACUGGUAUUCUGGAAACUUCUCUGACCACACCUUCAUCAUCACCUUCUUCACCACCUGUUUUAUCUUGCCUCUGAGUGUGAUUAUCGUGUGCUAUGGCAAACUACUCCGGAAACUGAGAAAGGUGUCAAACACACACGGCAGGCUGGGUAAUGCCAGAAAGCCCGAGCGGCAGGUGACUCGAAUGGUGGUGGUGAUGAUCGUGGCGUUCAUGGUGGCCUGGACGCCAUACGCAGCAUUCUCCAUCAUCGUCACGGCGUGCCCAACCAUUUACCUGGACCCCCGCCUGGCUGCUGUGCCCGCCUUCUUCUCUAAAACAGCCACCGUUUACAACCCCGUCAUCUACGUUUUCAUGAACAAGCAGUUCCGGAAGUGCCUGAUCCAGCUGUUUACCUGCACUGACACCCUCCUCCCAGAGGGGAACCUGAACCAGACCACCGAGCGAGCAGGCAUGACGGGGGAGAGUAACACAGGCGAGAUGUCAGCGAUCGCGGCCCGGAUCCCAGUCGCCGGCGGAGCACUGCCAAAAUCUGAUGAACAGCAGAGUGAAUCCAGCUCUUUUGCCCAGCUGCCUAUCCCCGAAAACAAAGUCUGCCCUAUGUAG
Molecule: messenger RNA, 1173 nt
Organism: Chanos chanos (milkfish)
Lineage: Eukaryota; Metazoa; Chordata; Actinopteri; Gonorynchiformes; Chanidae
Gene: valopa
Product: vertebrate ancient long opsin a
Exons: 5
Coding region: 1-1173 (390 amino acids)
Biological process (GO): visual perception; G protein-coupled receptor signaling pathway
Cellular component (GO): membrane
Molecular function (GO): G protein-coupled receptor activity
Source: RefSeq, a predicted model, not a curated record